AUGCGCCGUGCAGCUGCAUCCUCAUUUCCCCUCCGCCAAGUGGGCGCAUCGCUCAACGGCUCUGCCGCCACAAACCGAGGCCUCACGCAGCAGGCCAUCCUGCGACGCUCCUUAUGCACAACUUGCCUUGCUAGCAGACACAUCACCAGCGCUAGAAGGUUCCGUCCAUCGCCGAGUAUUCUUACGCAACAAACCAGAAAUGGGGGCCAGAGGAGAACGGCAUCGGCGGUAGCGACAGCGACAGAGGGAAACAGGGGUGAGGAACCAGAAUCACCAAAAGAGUUUGGUGGCGCAAGAGAGGCUAAUGAGAAGGCAGCCGCAAAAGAUGACCAUGGCCCGAUACAAGAAUACGACCGCCGAGUUGACAACGGCAUUUUGCGCAACGACGAGCAUCAGAGGGGCAAGUUUGCGCUCCCUGUAGCCGACAUUGGCGGGUGGGGAGUAUCACAUGCUGACGACGGACAGAGCCUCCAGCACCUCCACGACGAGCUGGUCAACUACAAUGCGCCCGAAGUGAAGCAGCCGACUCUCGAGUCCAUCAAGCCCGCAAAGUCCAUGUUCGGAUCCUGGUUCGGCGGGGGAAAGGCUGCCGAGGCCGCGAUAGGAGCGAUCCCGAGCAACCUGCCCCGCGGGCUGUACCUCUUUGGUGACGUCGGUAGCGGCAAGACGAUGCUCAUGGAUCUAUUUUACGACACGCUGCCGAGCUCCGUCAAGACCAAGACGCGCAUCCACUUCCACAACUUCAUGCAGGAUGUCCACAAGCGGCUACACAAGAUGAAGAUGCAGCACGGCAACGACGUCGAUGCCGUUCCCUUUGUGGCAGCGCAGAUCGCGGCGCAGGGCAAUGUUCUCUGUUUUGACGAGUUUCAGUGUACCGACGUAGCAGACGCCAUGAUUCUGAGAAGAUUACUAGAAGCGCUCAUGUCACACGGCGUCGUACUGGUCACGACAUCGAACCGGCACCCCGACGAGCUCUACAAGAACGGCAUCCAGCGAGAAUCCUUCAUCCCCGCGAUCAAGCUGCUCAAGAGCAGGCUCCACGUCAUCAACCUGGACUCCCCGACAGACUACCGCAAGAUCCCGAGACCGCCCUCGGGGGUCUACCACACCCCGCUCGACGCGCACGCGACCUCCCACGCCGAGAAGUGGUUCCGCUUCCUGGGCGACCCGGAGAACCCGGAGCCGCACCCGGAGGUGCAGAACGUCUGGGGCCGCGAGAUCCACGUGCCGCGCGUGAGCGGCCGCUGCGCGUGGUUCACGUUUGACGAGCUCAUCGGCAAGGCGACCUCGGCGGCGGAUUACCUCGAGCUGGUGCGUAACUACGACGCCUUUGUCAUCACCGACUGUCCGGGCAUGACGUACCGCCAGCGCGACCUCGCUCGACGCUUCAUCACCUUCAUCGACGCUGUGUACGAGUCGCACGCGAAGCUGGUGUUGACGACGGAGAAGCCCCUGACGGAGCUGUUCGUCUCCCGCGCCGAGCUGGAGGAGUCGCUGGAGAAGCAAGGGAAGAAGGACGAGGCCGGACAACAGAGCGGCGACACCGCGGCGGCGACGCAUCUCCUGGAAGACCUGGACCACAAUAUCGACUCCAUCAAGGGCAUGUCGGGCCUGUUCUCGGGCGACGAGGAGGCGUUUGCGUUUGCGCGCGCGCUGUCGCGUCUGAGCCACAUGGGCAGCAAGGAGUGGGUUGAGCGCGGCAUGGGGUUGGAGCAGCAGGGCGGCAAGAAGGAGCGCGACGACUGGGCCAAGGUCCGGAGUCGGCAGAUGGAGGACAGCAUGUAG
Colletotrichum fioriniae is the source of this 1785-nucleotide messenger RNA. NCBI's taxonomy places the organism in Eukaryota, Fungi, Ascomycota, Sordariomycetes, Glomerellales, Glomerellaceae. The record is from RefSeq and is a predicted model, not a curated record.